Messenger RNA from Drosophila obscura, 3220 nucleotides. Its product is annotated as tetratricopeptide repeat protein 39B-like. Bases 203 to 2005 code for a protein of 600 amino acids. NCBI's taxonomy places the organism in Eukaryota, Metazoa, Arthropoda, Insecta, Diptera, Drosophilidae. The transcript has 8 exons. The record is from RefSeq and is a predicted model, not a curated record.
AGAACUUUAACUAUUUAUUGUAUGUAUAUAAAAGUAUUUAAAUACAUACAUAUGGACAUAUACUCGUAUACGUAAAUAUACGUACAAUUUCUAUUAUAAUUGUAUCACCAAUUAAAAUUAGAUUUUCCCAUUCCGGUUCUGUUCUAAGCCUAGUGCCUAGCUCGGACUGCUUCAGUCUAAGUAACUUUUAGACUUUCCCAAGAUGUCGCUCACACACGCAGCGUUUAAAGAUGUUCGCAAACGGGAUUCAAAUGAAGAAGAGUCAGAUUCCGAGGAAUAUUAUGAUGCGUGCUCUGAUCAAUUCGAUAUGAAAACCAAUGAAACUGAUUUCAAGACAUCUUUACAGCACGCAGAAUUGGCGUUGCAGUAUUUUUUUAAUAACCAAUUUGACGAAGCACGAAAUAUUUUGCAACCAUUAGCCGAUACAAGCUUUUAUCACUCAUUGGGAUAUGCAGUAUUUUCUUUUCUUGAGGCUGUGCUAACUUUCGAAAAUGUCGAAGGUGCGUCAGCGAAAAUAAAAAAGUGUAUAGACCUUUGCCAAUUAUUCAGGAAAAAGAACACUAUAACUGAAUCCAUCACCAGCACUUUCAAGAAGAAAAACUAUUCCCAGCUGACAGACCAGGAAUGCCAUGCUGAGCUGUGUUUAGCAGAGGCUUUAUUAAUGAACGCUCUCUUAACAUUCAUUGAGGAUGAUAAUCUUAGUGGACUGAUUCGCGGUAGCCUCAAAGUACGGCAAUGCUAUAGUGGUUUCAGAGCAUGUGAGCAAAUAAUGAAGUCUCGUGUAUGGAUCUUGGACGCGGACAAGGACUCCACAAAGUUAAGGACCCAUUUUGACAGUGGAGUGUAUAUGGGAAUUGGAACGUUCAACCUUAUGAUAUCUAUAUUACCCGGACGUAUACUAAAAAUUCUUAAAUUCAUUGGAUUUUCGGGCAGCAAGAGUGCGGGCCUAGAUUAUCUAAAGAAAGGAAACCGAGAAAAAGGAUUGCGCCAGGUUCUUUGCGGAUUGUCUUUGCUUGGAUAUCAUCUUAUGGUAAUCGCUAUGCUAAGCGAUCGGCAUUCGGACUCCGAUAUACAGUUGUGCGAUGAAAUACUAACAUCCCAGCUUGCCAAAUAUCCAAAGGGAGGAUGGAUACUUUUUCUAAAGGGACGACUUGAGCUAAUCAAAGGAAAUUUAUUUGCAGCCGAGUCGUGGUAUUUAAAAUCAGUGCAUUCACAAAUCGCCUGGCCGCAACUUCAUCACUUGAGCUUUUGGGAACUUCUUUGGUUGAACAGUCUAAUGGGGAAUUGGGCAGAAGCUGAACUAUAUGCAACAUAUUUAUUGAAAAAUAGUAGUUGGUCCCGAACCAUUUACACAUAUCAUUUAGCCGCGGUGAAAUUGGCAUGUAUGCAACAGAGAAGGACCGCUGCUGGUACUGGUAGCGACCCUGAUAUAGAGGCUCUAAUGCUUGAAGUUCCCGCAUUUAGGCAGAAGAUAUCUGGGAAAUCGCUACCAAUGGAGAAGUUUAUGAUUAAGCGAGCCAUUCGUUAUGGCGCCCAAAACGGCAAUCUCGUGCUCCCGCUUAUCGAGCUAAUGUAUCAUUGGAACAUAUUUAAACUGUUUAAAGCGAACUCACUCAUCGCGGAAGGUAUUCUACAGAAAAUUAAUAAGGAGCUAGCCCUGCUCAAGGACUCCAAUGAAACUACACAAUUAUACUACGCAGACAAUCGAGCCCUUUGUCUCUUGCUUCGUGGGGCGUACUACAGGCAAAUGGAGCAACCAAAUUUAGCUCUUCAGGACUUGCAAGAUUGCUUAACACAAAGUGGAAUUAAGGAGGACCUAUUUUUAAUGCCAUAUGCUUAUGUUGAGUCCGCCCUUUGUUGCGUACCUUUAAACAAAAAUGAAGCCAUAUCCAUGCUACAGGAUACCAAGAAAAAGUUUUCGCAUUACGCUUUAGAGUCCCGACUGCACCUGAGGAUACACAUGGCGUUAAUGGAUUUAAAUGAUAAUACCGAAGGGGAAUUGUAAAAUCAGGAUUUUGAAGAUAUUAAUUUUUUUGUUACUUUUAGGCACGCGUUCCGCAUAAAUCUGUUUUGUAUUGCGCAGAGUAGGAAUCAAAGCAUAGUAUAUUGUUCAGUAAUAUUUUUGUCAUUUUAUUGUGGGAAUUGGUAAUUCCAUAUACUCGUACAUGCGAAAUUUGUUCAUAUACAUUAUUGAAUUAUAAGUAUACAUAUUUAAUUUGUAUUAUAAUGGAAAUUAAUUAAUGGUAGUCUAACCACAUAAUUAUUUUUGAUGUGUUGGUAUAGUGCUUAGUGUGCAUAGUCUGAUUAAUACUAUAACCUUUUCCUUAUUAAGUUCUCAAAUUGAUCGUACUUAAUAGAGCAGUAUAAGUUAGUUAAGAAUACAUUUAUGUUUGAUCAAUUUAACAUUCGAAAAUGCAAAAGCCUUAACUAAUCAGUACUAUGUAUAUUAACGUGUCAUUUUAACAGGCUAUUAAUUACUUAUUUUCUUAAGAGCAUUACAUUUGUGUAUAUUUCUUAUUUUAAAUGUUAGUCUUAAUUUGAAUGAAAUCAUUUUCUUCAACAUAGUAAAAAUUCAUUUUGCUGAGCACUUAGCAAGACCAAGAAAGCAAAAUCCCUUGUAUGUUUUUAUGUAGGGGUUAGGUUAGUCCUAAAGCCAAUUACACAUUAUGUAUUUACACAAGACACAUACAAACAUAUGUGUAUAUGCAUAGUGCCAAUUAACUAAAUUCACGGAAGAGAUUUUAUUUAAGUUCAAUUAAAAAUUGUAUUUUUCUUUUUUUUAUUUCUGUCCAAACUUUUGUACAUAUUUUGACUGUCAGAAAUAAAGAAUUGAUACUAAACGGAAUAACAAAAAUGGACCGUGUGAAACUGAAUUUAAGGGAUAUAUGAGUUUGUACGCAGAUAAAAGUAGAAAAAUAAAAAUCGUAGUCUAAUUUAAUAUCAAUGGCUAGUGGAGCCCCAAAAUGUAUAAUUUAAGUAUAUAUGUAUGUACAAAGCAACAACGGCCAUAUAUAUGAAAAUAUACUUUGAGGCUAAACCAAAUAAGUACAAAAAGAAAAUACGGAAAUAAAACAAUUAUUUCUAAUGCUUUUGAAAGAUCCUGGUUCCUGAAUACCUUUAAAUACAUAUUUAAUAUGUACAUCAAAUUAUUUGGGCCGACGAAAUGUAGACCAGACACUCGCUACGUAUGUAUUGAAAUUUGUAAGGUAUAUGGGCUGCU